Sciurus carolinensis (gray squirrel) is the source of this 1233-nucleotide messenger RNA. It is a transcript of the gene Eapp, whose product is annotated as E2F associated phosphoprotein. Bases 86 to 943 code for a protein of 285 amino acids. The record is from RefSeq and is a predicted model, not a curated record. NCBI's taxonomy places the organism in Eukaryota, Metazoa, Chordata, Mammalia, Rodentia, Sciuridae. Gene Ontology annotation, biological process: positive regulation of cell population proliferation. The transcript has 6 exons. Gene Ontology annotation, cellular component: nucleus.
AGUCGGGGACACUUUAAGGAAGGGACCCGCGGAGUAAACAGAGACGCUGCUGACAGGCAGUGGACGGUGUAGGCUCUAGGCCGCCAUGAACCGGCUGCAGGAUGACUACGACCCCUAUGCGGUUGAAGAGCCUAGCGACGAGGAGCCAGCUUUGAGCAGCUCUGAAGAUGAAGUGGAUGUGCUUUUACAUGGAACUCCUGACCAAAAACGAAAACUCAUCAGAGAAUGCCUUACUGGAGAAAGCGAGUCAUCUAGUGAAGAUGAAUUUGAAAAAGAAAUGGAAGCUGAAUUGAAUUCCACCAUAAAAACAAUGGAGGACAAAUUAUCUUCUCUAGGAACAGGGUCUUCUUCAAGAAAUGAUAAAGUUGGAAUAGCUCCAGCAAAGUAUUACGAUGAUAUAUAUUUUGAUUCAGAUUCUGAGGAUGAAGACAAAGCAGCACAUGUAACCAAGAAGAAAAAGAAGAAGCGACACAGGAUUCCAACAAAUGAUGAAUUGCUAUAUGAUCCUGAAAAAGAUAACAGAGACCAGGCCUGGGUUGAUGCACAGAGAAGGGGUUAUCAUGGUUUUGGACUACAGAGGCCACGUCAACAACAGCCUGUUCCAAAUAGUGAUGCAGUCUUGAAUUGCCCAGCUUGCAUGACCACACUGUGUCUUGAUUGCCAAAGGCAUGAAUCCUACAAAACUCAAUAUAGAGCAAUGUUUGUCAUGAAUUGUUCUGUCAACAAAGAGGAGGUUCUAAGAUACAAAAACUCAGAGAACAGGAAGAAAAGGCGGGGCUAUAAGAAGAUGAGGUCUAACCAUGAAGAUUCUGCAGAGCAGGCAGAAACAGAAGUGGAAGAAAUCUAUCACCCAGUCAUGUGCACAGAAUGUUCCACAGAAGUGGCAGUCUAUGACAAGGAUGAAGUCUUUCAUUUUUUUAAUGUUUUAGCAAGCCAUUCCUAAACAGUUCAGCUGGCAUGCAUUACCCAAUACUGUAUUUUAGGCAAAUAUGUACAGUUAUUUUCCUUCUGUCUAUUCAUAUCAUUAAUUGAUGUUGAGUUAUUUGUGAAAACAGUAUUUUAUCAUUUUGAAGAAUAGUCAUCAAACUUUAUCUCCUCUCACCUUUUUCCUUUAGUUUUCUUAUGAGUACUAAUGGAACUGAUUAUUCAUUCCCAUUUUGAUGGACAUUUGGAAACUGGGGUUUUUGUUUAUUAAGGUUCUUUAGAAUUAAAAUGUUCUGGAAUUAUAAGUAA